AUGGGAAAAGUAGCGAAGGACUCUAUCGAUUAUUAUGUACUGCCGAACAAGAUCAUGUGCAGUGCGAUUGGUAUCUGGCCGCCAGAUGAGGAACAGUCGUUUGGCGGGAGAUUGUUUGUUGGCUUUCGCGUGGUGUUCUCUAUAGCGGCGGUUUGCACCAUUUUUGUGCCUGAGAUUAUGAUGAUUGCGGUGAACUGGGGAGAUCUGAGGAUUCUUACAGGAGUAGGAUGCGUCCUAACGACAGUAGCCCAACUCAUAUUCAAAAUGAUCUACCUAAUAGCAAGAAAAGAAAGAUCCUACAAACUCUACAAAGAGUUAAGAAGUCUCUGGGACUCCUCGCACGAUUCCAAAGAAAGACAAUGCUACCAAGGCCUAGCGUACAUCGCACGGAAUUGUACCAUAAUCUACCACACGUCCGGUUUGUUGACCGUCGCCGUCUUCACAGUUUCAGCAGUUUUUGACUACGUUAAAUUCGGACAAGAUAACAAUGCAGCUAACAGACAUUUACCAUACGACGUCUGGUACGGGACAGAUGUGACGGAUUCACCCGGUUUUGAAAUUGCCUUUGCCUGUCAAGUUCUGGCAGCUUCUAUUUGCACCAUAGGAGUUACUGGCCUCGACACCACGUGUGCAACAUCGAUUUUACACAUAUGCGGUCAAUUUCGGCUGAUGUGUAUGUGGAUCAGUAAUAUCGGAAUCAAAAUAAAUUGUGAUUCUCCACGGACUGUAACGACUGACCUAAUCAGAUGCAUUCGUCACCAACAAAGAUUGAUUAGUGCGGUGAAGGAUGUUAAUAAUUUGUUGACUCCCAUUAUUUUCGUUCAAGUUCUCACGAGCGGCAUAGUGAUUUGCUUAUGUGGAUUCGCAGUGCUCAGAGGCACUGGUGAUGAUUUGUUUAAAUUUAUUGUUUAUUUGACGGCGGUGAUGAUACAGUUGAUGUUCUGGUGUUGGCCUGGAGAAAUUCUGAUACAGGAAAGCUUGGAAGUAGGGUACGCGGUUUAUUUGAACAUACCGUGGUACAAUAUGGAGCCUGCUUGUCGGAGACAGUUGUUGCUCGUGAUACUCAGGUCGCAAAAUGUUUGCAGUAUUUCGGCUUUGACGUUUAGAACUGUGUGUAUUCAUUCUCUGACAACGGUAUUCAAUGCAGCCGCUUCGUAUUUUACUUUAUUACGACAAAUGGAAGAAAAGGCAAUGUCUAAAUAA
Megachile rotundata (alfalfa leafcutting bee) is the source of this 1203-nucleotide messenger RNA. Its product is annotated as odorant receptor 22c-like. Gene Ontology annotation, biological process: sensory perception of smell; detection of chemical stimulus involved in sensory perception of smell. The record is from RefSeq and is a predicted model, not a curated record. NCBI's taxonomy places the organism in Eukaryota, Metazoa, Arthropoda, Insecta, Hymenoptera, Megachilidae. Gene Ontology annotation, cellular component: plasma membrane. Gene Ontology annotation, molecular function: olfactory receptor activity; odorant binding.